Messenger RNA from Pararge aegeria (speckled wood butterfly), 2417 nucleotides. Its product is annotated as phenoloxidase 1-like. The coding region runs from base 89 to 2167 and encodes 692 amino acids. The transcript has 12 exons. Gene Ontology annotation, molecular function: oxidoreductase activity. NCBI's taxonomy places the organism in Eukaryota, Metazoa, Arthropoda, Insecta, Lepidoptera, Nymphalidae. The record is from RefSeq and is a predicted model, not a curated record.
AGUGAGUGCAAGUUUUUUAUUGUUUUAUUGUUUAAUUUUUUUAUUUACGUAUUUUUAUUCUUAUUCAAGUCAAGAAUAGAAAUUCAAAAUGGCUGAUGUCAUUCAAAAUUUCAAGUUGCUCUUCGACCGCCCCAAUGAACCCAUGGUCUCACCAAAGGGCGACGAAAGUGUACUCUUCGAACUGACUGAACAAUUCUUGGGAGACGAAUACAAAAGCAAUGGUAUCGAGAUCAACAACCGCUUUGGUGACACGGCUACUCGUACGGUUCCGUUGAAGGGACUGAGAAGGACGCCGGCAUUUACUAAAGCCAGGAGACUGCCGACCGAUGAAGAAUUUUCCGUAUUCCUCCCUGCCCACCAAGAAAUGGCAGACGAAGUUAUUGCUGAACUCUUAGCCGUACCGGAGAACCAGCUACAAGAUUUACUUUCAACUUGUGUGUAUGCCCGUGUCAACCUAAACCCACAACUGUUUAACUACUGCUACUCCGUUGCAUUGAUGCACAGACGUGAUACUAGAAAUGUUCCAAUCCAGAAUUUUGCUGAAACUUUUCCCGCUAAAUUCGUUGAUUCAAAAGUUUUUUCUAAAGCUCGAGAGUCAGCUGCUGUCGCCAAUAAAGGAGGUCCGCGUAUCGCAAUUGUCAUCCCAAGAGAUUAUACUGGUACGGAUUUGGAUAUUGAACACAGAUUGGCUUACUGGCGAGAAGACAUAGGCAUCAACCUUCACCACUGGCAUUGGCAUCUUGUAUAUCCAUUCUCGUCAACCCAACGCGAAAUUGUUGCAAAGGAUCGUCGUGGUGAACUGUUCUUCUAUAUGCACCAGCAAGUUAUUGCCAGGUACAAUGGAGAACGUUUACUGAACAGUUUAGCUAGAGUUAAAAAGUUUAGCGACUUCAAUGAGCCGAUUGCAGAAGCAUACUUCCCGAAAUUGGAUAGUUUGACGACAUCGCGCGGGUGGCCUCCACGCCAAGCGAAUAUGCGGUGGUCAGAUCUGAAUCGUCCCGUGGAUGGACUUGUUGUGACUAUUGCUGAUAUGAACCGUUGGAGGAGAAACAUCGAGGAAGCAAUUUCAACAGGAUUGGUCAGAAUGCCCGACGGUUCUACACAAACUUUGGACAUAGAUACUCUGGGCAACGUCAUAGAGUCCAGUAUUCUAUCACCUAAUCGCGAGUUCUACGGUUCACUCCAUAACAACGGCCACAGUUUCGCCGGCUACAUGCACGAUCCAACCAACCGCUAUCUGGAAUCCUUCCAAGUAAUGGCUGACGAGUCAACCAACAUGCGUGAUCCAUUCUUCUACCGCUGGCAUGCAUUUGUAGAUGACCUUUUCCAAAGAUUCAAGGAGUCCGGCAACGUACGCCCUUACUCACGCUCAGAGUUGGAAAACCCAGGUGUUCAGAUAACAUCAGCAAGAAUUGAAAGCAGCACUGGGGAUAUUAACACGCUUAACACCUUCUGGAUGCAAAGUGACGUGGAUCUGUCCCGCGGUCUCGACUUUUCAGACCGUGGCGCAGUCUACGCCCGUUUCACCCAUCUCAACCAUCGCCCAUUCCAAUACGUGAUCGAAGCCAACAACACUGGUAAUUCAAGACGCACCACGGUCCGCAUAUUCAUAUCUCCGAAGUUCGAUGAACGUAAUCUGCCAUGGAUUCUUAACGACCAGCGCAAGAUGUUCAUAGAGAUGGACAGAUUCGUCGUACCAUUAAACGCAGGGCAAAACAGAAUCGUCCGCCAGUCGACCCAAUCUUCGUUGACGAUCCCGUUCGAGCAGACUUUCCGCGACUUAUCCGCCCAGGGAUCCGACGCUAGGAACCCCACUCUCGCCAGUUUCAACUUCUGCGGCUGCGGAUGGCCGCAGCACAUGCUGGUUCCGAAGGGCACAGAACCUGGUGCACAGUAUGAUCUCUUCAUCAUGCUGUCAAACUACGAACUCGACAGCAUAAACAACCCCGAAGGUCAAGAGUUGUCAUGCGUCGAGGCAUCCAGCUUCUGCGGACUGAAGGACCGACUCUACCCAGAUAGGCGCAACAUGGGUUAUCCGUUUGACCGACCUUCUACCUCAGCCGCCAAUAUCCAGGACUUUGCCAACCUCCCCAACAUGUCACUUACUGAUAUUACCAUCCGUCUUCAAAACAUUACGGAACAAAACCCUAGAAACCCUAAAAACUGACAUAUUUACCUUAUUUACGCAUAAAAUCAUGGUUUUCGUGGUUUUUAUUUAUCUUUUCACAUUUUGAUGUCUUUUAGAAAAAGGCGCAUUUAAAUUCUCCGUUUCAACCAUGAAAUGCUAUAUGUAAACUAGAAUUAAAAUGUAAAUAAAAAUUAAAAGGCCAAUCGUUUAAUAUACCUACUUUGUAUGUAUUUAGAAGUAUGUAACUAAUGUAAAUAAACUUAAGUAACUAAUAGCUAUAAUAUUAUGU